AUGGACCAAGCCUCAGAGCAUAUAGCUACGUACUUUGCACAUGCAAAGCAAUCGUGGGAUGAGCAUGGAUUCGCACGAAUUGACGCAUUGUCGUUUUUACUGGGGUCUGCAACUACAAUUUUGUUUAUUUUACUAGAGCCAGUAAUUAGGGCACUUAUAGGCGGGGUGCUGGUGAGCAUAUUGACACUAUUAAAAUACGCCGUGUGUUUAGGGGGGAUUGUGGUGUGUGGGGUUAUCUUAGUAUCCAAAAAACCGAUAGCGGGAUUGGCAUCAAAACGCAUCACAGAUGAGAGUCCGGAGCCCAACGCUCGAGAGCAGUUUGUGCAACGAGCCACAGACGACUUCGAUAUCGUGGGAUAUAAGGAGUCCCAUCAAACUCUGGAUAAACAACCUCGGAAAGCCCGCAAAACCAGGCCUACGGAUACAACCUAUGAAAGUUUUGUAAGGCAAGCAGCAAGUCGUUGA
Molecule: messenger RNA, 465 nt
Organism: Lachancea nothofagi CBS 11611
Lineage: Eukaryota; Fungi; Ascomycota; Saccharomycetes; Saccharomycetales; Saccharomycetaceae
Source: the annotation of a GenBank genome assembly